GGCAGCAAAACAUCCGCAGUGAAUCUGUCGCGCGCUCCCUCUCUCUCUUCUGACAGCGAGCAUGAAAAAACUUUUCCGUCUUCCUCUCUGACGCCGGAGCUCCUCAGGAGGAAGCCGCAGAGGUCUCCCCUUCCCCCCGACACCUGUUCCCGGACCAUGCCCCACGACCCCGACCCUCCUCCGGCGAAAAAGUUCAAGCCGGGCUCCGUUUUCUUCCGCCUCGAUAAGACCAGACCUGGGAUGCUGCUGCCCAGAAAGGGGAAUGUAGCCACUCCGAUAGAAGUCCAGAGGAAGCAGCUGCCCAUCUACCAGGCCAAAGCCCAGCUGCUGACCCAGCUGAGGCAGCUGCACGGAGCCAUCCUGAUCGGGGAGACCGGCUCUGGGAAGACCACUCAGAUCCCUCAGUACCUGUAUGAGGCUGGCAUCGGACGGCAGGGCGUCAUCGCCAUCACCCAGCCCCGGCGAGUCGCCGCCAUCUCAUUGGCUGGAAGGGUGGCGGAGGAGAAGAGGACGCAACUGGGCAAGCUGGUGGGCUACACGGUGCGCUUCGAGGACGUCACCUCCGCCGAGACCAAGCUGAAGUUCAUGACGGACGGCAUGCUGCUGCGGGAGGCCAUCGGAGACCCCCUGCUGCUGCGCUACACCGUGGUGGUCCUGGACGAGGCGCACGAGCGCACCGUGCACACCGACGUGCUGUUCGGCGUGGUGAAGACGGCCCAGCGCCGGCGCCGGGAGCUGAACAAGGUUCCCCUGAAGGUGAUCGUCAUGUCGGCCACGAUGGACGUGGAUCUGUUCUCCGAAUACUUCAACAAGUCCCCGGUCCUGUACCUGGAGGGCCGGCAGCACCCCAUCCAGAUCUACUACACCAAGCAGGCGCAGUCGGACUACCUGCAGGCGGCGCUGGUCUCCAUCUUCCAGAUCCAUCAGGAGGCCCCUCCGUCCCACGACGUCUUGGUCUUCAUGACGGGUCAGGAGGAGAUCGAGGCGCUGGCGAGGACGUGCCGGGACAUCGCCAAGCAUCUGCCCGACGGCUGCGGCCCCAUGGUGGUCAUCCCUCUGUACGCCUCGCUGCCGCCCGCGCAGCAGCUCAGGGUCUUCCAGCCCGCUCCCAAGGGCUGCAGGAAGGUCAUCCUCUCCACCAACAUCGCAGAAACGUCAGUCACAAUCUCUGGGAUCAAAUACGUCAUCGACACGGGGAUGGUCAAAGCCAAACGCUUCAAUCCCGACAGCGGUCUGGAGGUGCUGGCCGUGCAGCGGGUCUCCAAAGCGCAGGCGUGGCAGCGGGCGGGCCGAGCCGGCAGGGAGGACUCGGGCUCCUGCUACCGUCUCUACACCGAGCAGGAGUUCGACAACCUGGUCCCCAUGACGGUGCCCGAGAUCCAGAGGUGUAAUCUGUCGGGCGUGAUUCUGCAGCUGAUGGCUCUGGGGAUCCCCGACGUGACGAACUUCGACUUCAUGUCCAAACCUUCUCCGGAGGCCGUCCGCUCCGCCGUGGAGCACCUGGAGCUGCUGGGAGCCGUGGAGAGGAAGGACGGCCAGGUCUGCCUCACGCCUCUGGGGAAGAAGAUGGCCAGUUUCCCUCUGGAGCCCCGAUACGCCAAGACCAUCCUGCUGUCGCCGGACUUCUCCUGCUCCGAGGAGAUCCUGAGCAUCGUGUCGCUGCUGUCCGUGGACACGGUGCUGUACAACCCCCCGGCCCGGCGCGACGAGGUGCUGGCCGCGCGCAGGAAGUUCACGUCCAGCGAGGGCGACCACAUGACGCUGCUCAACAUCUACCGGGCGUUCAAGAAAGUCAGCGGGAAUAAGGAGUGGUGUCGGGAGAACUUUGUCAACAGCAGGAACAUGGGGCUGGUGAAGGAGGUCCAGGCUCAACUCCGGGAAAUCUGCCUUAAGAUGAACCUGAAGCUGGAGUCGUGCGGCGCCGAGACGGGCAACGUGCGGCGCUGCCUGGCCCACGGCACGUUCACCAACGCCGCCGAGCUGCAGCCGGACGGCAGCUACCUGGCGCUGGACACGCACCAGCCGGUGAGCAUCCACCCGUCGUCCGUCCUGUUCCAGGCCAAGCCGGCGUACGUGGUGUUCAACGAGCUGCUGCACACGUCGCGCUGCUACAUGAGGGACCUGUGCCUGGUGGACGCCGACUGGCUGCUGGACGCCGCGCCCGAGUACUUCGGGCGCAAGCUGCAUCUGAGCAAGAGCUAGCCCCCCGAUCGGCGAACUCCUCAGUAUUCUGGAUUCCUCUGGAUUCACUCUACCUCUCCGUCGACUCGCCGCUUCCUCCGGUUCGCCGUUUUAGGAGCUGGACAGCAUCACAUCUCGCCACCGGGGUUUCGCUUCAGCUUUUCCAAGGAUUUGCAUGCAUUCGACGUCGACGGGACUCCGUGAAACUCGCCGCCGCUCUCCGGAUUCUUGACUCACUCUGUAGUCUCGGUCUGACUAACUCUGCAGAAUUUGUUUGCAAUAAAUAUUUCUUUAUCAGAGAGAAAGAUUCAUUUCAGAAAAGCAGUUGGAGUUCAGUCCAGGUGAAAGGAUGACAGGACCAGUGUGAAGGAAAGUUACAUUUACCUCGAAGUUUUUUGACCGCGUGGGGAAAAAUAUUAGACGUUUAGUCAAAUUUAAAGCAGAAAACUGCAAAUCAGUUGAAUAAAAAGUAAAUUUUUAAUUAAUUCCACCUAAAAAGAGAUAAUAUAACUUUUAUUUUUCGAGUUUAAUUACGAGGUUUACAUUGUGGUUUUAUUUUCUGCAGAGACUCGAGUUGGAGAUGCUUUAUUUACCUUCACAUUUGAUUUUUAUCUUUUUUUUUGUGGUUAAUUUAGUCAAACCUGGUGACAGUGGUGUGUGAGAGGCCUGCGCAGCCACUGAUAUGAGUAUUAUUCAUACACACUGUACUGCUGGUACUUCUUUCUUUAUAUUUCUCCAACAUGUUGGUUUAAAUUUUGAAUGUCUGAAUUUCUUUCUUUUGAUUUUAUUCCCAGAUUGUUCCAUAAAUCGACCCCUUUAACCGAAACCCAGCAUUGCUUUGGCUUUCUACAUAGUUUGCAGGCUGCUGUAAUCCAUUACGUGGUGAAAUGUUACCACCUUUUGCUGAGCGUGUUGGAUCUGGGUCAGAAAUGGAACAAUCAGAGGAUUAUAUGACAUGAACAGUGCUUUGGAGGUCCUGAUGUUUUGCAUUUGUAUAAAUUUAACCUAAUUUAGAUGAGAAUUCAGUGCAUGCUUUAGAAAAAAGCUGCUUUGGGAAGUUUUCCGAAGUGGAACCUCAGAGUGGGUCGCCCAGUUUUCUUUGGGGAUUAAGUUGCCAGAAACUUGGGCACGCGCUGCACUGCCACAGUGUAUUUAUCUCGCAGGAAACACGCCAAACCGCGAGCUUUCUUCUCUUUCCCCACGCGCUGGUCCUCCACUGAGCUCCCUGGACGCUCCGUGUGUUUUGGUUAUGAAGGAAACCUGUUUUGAUUUCUAUUGUGACGCUUUGCCGGCGUGUUCCAGUGACACACUUUCACCUCAUCAGCCUCGUGUGCAUGCUCUCUCUCUCUGACACGGUAGGAUAGCACCAUCACAUGCACGUCGGGACGAGCAGCAUGCCUCUUUCUCCAGGUUCUCACACACACACACACACACACACACCACACACAUGCUGACUGCAAUUUUAUGCAAUGCAUGGAGAUUCUAGUCAGUGAUGGAUCACUCAGGUCCUCCAACUUUUUUGUAGAAUGUAAAUCACGUCAUGUUGAGGAAGAGAAUGAACCCACACCCCCUCCUGGUUUUUUUUUUUUUUUUUUUCUACACUGGACUCAGGAUUGUAUAAUAUGUAAUGUAUGAAAAAUGACCGUUUCUAUCUCUGCAAUCGAACACCAAAUGCACCCGAGGCGGAGUUCAGACGACGCUGUACUUUGAGUGGUUUAUAGAAACAAGUGCACCAUUUAAAAUCUGCAUGUACUUUACAUGCCUGCAUGUAGUUUAUAAGAUCAACUGCACGCGUUGAAAAGAUAUUUGGAGUAUGUAUAAAACUAUGUUUUGUUAUAGUCUUGCAUAAUCCCAAUUGUUAUAAUUUCUAAUAAAUACUCUG
Molecule: messenger RNA, 4063 nt
Organism: Salarias fasciatus (jewelled blenny)
Lineage: Eukaryota; Metazoa; Chordata; Actinopteri; Blenniiformes; Blenniidae
Gene: dhx33
Product: DEAH (Asp-Glu-Ala-His) box polypeptide 33
Exons: 12
Coding region: 157-2202 (681 amino acids)
Biological process (GO): positive regulation of transcription by RNA polymerase I
Cellular component (GO): nucleolus; intracellular anatomical structure
Molecular function (GO): double-stranded RNA binding; ATP binding; helicase activity
Source: RefSeq, a predicted model, not a curated record